GUGAGAGCUUGUUGACAAGAAAUGGCGAGGAGAGUGAGCGCUCCAGGUCCAGCACGUUUAAGAGAAAAUGAUGAAUCAGUUGGAGAUAGCGAAAAAUCGUCAUCCUGGCUAGUAUGUAAUGCUAAUGGAUGCUAUCGACUUGGAAGCGGAGGUAGCAGAUUCAGGAGAAGAUCAAUAAAUCCUCCUCCACCUGUACUUCUCUUUGGAAGGAAAGGACACCUGUGGGAAGAUGAAAAGAAGCGCAGCAGCCAUGUAGACCCCUCGGAGCACUUCUUGGCCUGGGCCAAGCCACCCCAGAAUGUGCUAGUAAUAAAAAAACUAAUGGAUCAGGAGGUGACGGAAAGCUUUAAGGAACUCACCCGAUGGCUCACAGAGGAGAGAAAAAUGGUUAUUUACGCUGAAGAAUCUGCUGUACGGGAUCUACUAGUACGCAAAGACGAAAAAUUUACAUGUGUGAGAUCGAAAAUGUGCAUUUUUAAAGAGGGCGACCAGUUAGAUGAUAAAAUCGACUUUGUCAUCUGCAUGGGAGGGGAUGGAACACUUUUGCAUGCUUCAUCUUUGUUUCAGUCCAGCUGCCCUCCUGUUAUGGCAUUUCAUCUUGGUUCUUUGGGAUUUCUCACGUCGUUUAGAUUUCAAGAUUUUCGAGAUAAAAUAACCAAAAUCUUAGAAGGUCGUGCGGGCUUAACUCUAAGAAGCAGACUCCAGUGUGACUUUAUCAAGCGUGACAAGGAAAAGACACGUCACUUGGUAUUGAACGAGGUGGUCGUUGACCGUGGUCCGUCUUCGUACCUCACAAACUUAGAAAUAUAUUGCAAUGACCACCACAUCACAUCCGUACAAGGAGACGGUCUUAUCGUCUCCACCCCAACUGGCAGUACAGCAUAUGCAGUAGCUGCAGGAGCCUCGAUGGUUCACCCCAGCGUGGCCGGAAUCUUAGUUACUCCUGUCUGUCCGCACUCUCUCUCAUUCAGGCCCAUCAUCCUCCCAGCGGGAGUAGAACUUAAGAUUGUAGUCAGUUCAGAGAGCAGAAGUUCAGCUUGGACCUCAUUUGAUGGAAGACAGCGACAAGAACUUCACGUGGGAGACAGCAUUCAAAUUACGACGUCUAUUUACCCUGUGCCGUGUGUAAAUAGUGAAAAUCAGAUAGCGGACUGGUUUGUAAGUCUGGCCGAGUGUCUUCAUUGGAACGUAAGACAGAGACAGCGUAACCUAUCAAUAACGGAUUGCCAUGUUUGAUUCUUCGUAGCAACAAAUUAGAAUUCAAUUUCCUCUGCAGCUCUGGUCAGAACAUCAUUUCCACGUCAGCCUCGAGCUCAAUGAAAUAUUUUUUGCGGUAAAGCUUUGGCUCUGCCGAUAAGUGAAUUACGAAGCCCUCCUCAGUCACUUUACGUUAGAGUGCUCCAAGGAACGUCAUUAUGCAUUCAUCAU
Pocillopora verrucosa is the source of this 1428-nucleotide messenger RNA. RefSeq names its product NAD kinase. NCBI's taxonomy places the organism in Eukaryota, Metazoa, Cnidaria, Anthozoa, Scleractinia, Pocilloporidae. Gene Ontology annotation, molecular function: NAD+ kinase activity. The record is from RefSeq and is a predicted model, not a curated record. Gene Ontology annotation, biological process: NAD+ metabolic process; NADP+ biosynthetic process.